Molecule: messenger RNA, 168 nt
Organism: Entrophospora sp. SA101
Lineage: Eukaryota; Fungi; Glomeromycota; Glomeromycetes; Entrophosporales; Entrophosporaceae
Source: the annotation of a GenBank genome assembly
AUGGCCAAUAAUAAUUCUAUCCUAUUUGAUAUUGCACAUAUUAUACUCGAUAUCAGUAAUAAUAGAAGAGCAACAAGAAACACGUUACGUCUGGUAGAUCUCAUGUCUGAAUACGAGGCCCAAAAUAUUGGCUUUGUGAACUUCAAAGCGCCUAAUCCAAUUUCUUAA